ACAAUGAACACUAAGCAAACUGCUCCCCUCACUGUCAAAGUCAUUGAUCUCUACAGAGUGACUCCCUGCAUUUUCCUGCUCAGCGUCCUGUGGUUUGGAUGUCCGUGAGCUGCUGCUUUUACUGGAUUAUCUGACAUCAUCAGGGUUCUGCAUUCAGGAGGAAAGAGGGUGAGCAAUGUCGAACAGCAAGGUGACGAUCGAGACCGAGAUGAAUGGAGUCUCCAAACGCCAGCGUGCAGACUCGAGUCGACGUGGCGCCACUGUCAGCUUCCACAAUAUUCACUACAAGGUGAAGCAGGGAGGAGGCUGCUUUUGCAUGAAGAAGGGGACGAGCAAAGACAUCCUCAUCGACCUCAAUGGGAUCAUGAAGCCGGGUCUGAACGCCAUCAUGGGAGCGACAGGAAGCGGCAAAUCAUCUUUCUUGGAUAUUUUGGCAGCCAGGAAGGACCCUGCAGGUCUUUCAGGGGAGGUUCUGAUCGACGGAGCUCCUCAGCCUCCAAACUUCAAGUGUUUGUCUGGCUACGUGGUGCAGGACGACGUGGUGAUGGGAACCCUGACCGUGAGAGAAAACCUGACCUUCUCUGCAGCGCUGCGUCUCCCGCCAACCAUCAGUCAAAGGGAGAAGAAGCAGAGGGUGGACAGACUGAUCCAGGAGCUGGGACUGGGCCGAGUGGCCGACUCCAGGGUGGGUACUCAGCUGAUUCGUGGGAUUUCCGGCGGUGAGAGAAAGAGGACAAACAUUGGCAUGGAGCUGAUCAUCGACCCGUCCGUCCUCUUCCUGGACGAACCCACCACCGGCCUCGACGCCAGCACGGCCAACUCUGUGCUGCUGCUGCUCAAGAGAAUGGGGAACCACGGUCGCACCAUCAUCCUCUCCAUCCACCAGCCUCGAUACAGCAUCUACCGCCUGUUCGACAGCCUCACCCUGCUAGUCAACGGCAAACAGGUUUACCACGGCCCUGCACAGAGUGCACUGGAGUAUUUCUCAGACAUCGGAUACACCUGUGAGCCCCACAACAACCCUGCUGACUUCUUCCUGGACGUCAUCAAUGGAGACUCGACGGCCGUCGCUCUCAGCAAUGCGGACAAAGACGAUCCAGAUCCAGAACUAGAUCCAGACUCCAUAUCGUUGUCCAGACGAGGAAUCGAGGACAAACUGGUGGAGGAGUAUCGAAACUGCUCCUACUACAAACAGACCAAAGCAGAGCUGGAAAGGAUCAUUGAGGGAAAGCCAACCACCAAAUCUCAUCGCACCAGAACCAUCACCUACAACACCAGCUUCCUGACGCAGUUCAGAUGGGUUCUCAAGAGAACGUUUCGCAACCUCAUGCUCAACCCUCAGACCUCCGUGGCUCAGAUAGCGGUGACGCUCUUCCUCGCUCUGGUCAUAGGCGCCAUUUUCUUCGACGCCAAGAUGGAUAAAAGUGGAGUGCAGAACAGGUUCGGUGCUCUCUUCUUCGUGACGGUGAAUCAGUGUUUCAGCUCCCUGUCGUCUGCCGAACUCUUCAUCUCAGAGAGGAAACUCUUCACUCAUGAGUACAUCAGCGGCUACUACAGGGUGUCCGUCUAUUUUCUGUCCAAGAUCCUGUCCGACAUCAUUACACUGAGGACCAUCCCCGGCGUCGUCUUCAGCUGCGUGGCGUAUUUCAUGAUCGGUUUUAAGGCCACAGCCGAGGCUUUCUUCCUCUUCAUGUUCUCCGUUGUUCUGGUUUCCUACACGGCCACAUCCAUGGCUCUGGCCAUCUCCGCCGACCAGACGGUGGUCGCCAUCGCCAACAUCUUCAUGACUAUCGCCUGCGUCUUCAUGAUGAUCUUUGCAGGUUUGCUGGUGAAUCUUCCCUCCAUCGUCAGCUGGCUCGCUUGGUUAAAAUACUUGAGUAUACCAAGAUAUGGCUACACGGCUCUGCAGAUCAACGAGUUCACUGGACAGAACUUCUGCCAGGGGUCAGACAGCACAGCCAAUUGCACUGGGGAGUAUUUUCUGUGGGAGCAGGGUGUGGACUAUUCCCUCUGGGGCUUCUGGCAGAACCACCUGGCUCUGGGCAUCAUGACCAUCUGCUUCCUCACCAUCGCGUACCUCAAACUGCGCUUCAUCAGGAAGUUCACCUAAACCUUCGUCGUGAUUCUAAGACCUGCGACUGGAACUUCUGCUGCUCACUGUUGUUUUGUAAUUUCCUCUCAGCCUUUCUCGGUUUUUCAUUCAUUAAGCAGAAAUACUGUUGAUUCCUUUGUAAAAAAUUCAUGUCCUUUUUGUCAUAAAGACUUUAAUUAUUUAUUCAUUCCUCACCAACACUGGAGCACUUAACUCAUAUCAGGAUGUUUUCACUUUGAGUUCAGAGCCACACAAAUACAAGAAUUUUAUAUUUAUAAAUUUUUGCUAAAUAAAAUACAGAUUUUCUGAA
Acanthochromis polyacanthus (spiny chromis) is the source of this 2402-nucleotide messenger RNA. RefSeq names its product broad substrate specificity ATP-binding cassette transporter ABCG2-like. The record is from RefSeq and is a predicted model, not a curated record. Bases 176 to 2110 code for a protein of 644 amino acids. The transcript is spliced from 19 exons. Gene Ontology annotation, cellular component: plasma membrane. Gene Ontology annotation, molecular function: ATP hydrolysis activity; ATP binding; ABC-type transporter activity. Lineage: Eukaryota; Metazoa; Chordata; Actinopteri; Pomacentridae.